This is a messenger RNA of Thunnus maccoyii (southern bluefin tuna), 2257 nucleotides long. RefSeq names its product cannabinoid receptor interacting protein 1a (gene cnrip1a). The record is from RefSeq and is a predicted model, not a curated record. Gene Ontology annotation, biological process: negative regulation of signaling receptor activity. Gene Ontology annotation, cellular component: plasma membrane. Lineage: Eukaryota; Metazoa; Chordata; Actinopteri; Scombriformes; Scombridae. Bases 108 to 596 code for a protein of 162 amino acids. Gene Ontology annotation, molecular function: type 1 cannabinoid receptor binding. The transcript is spliced from 3 exons.
CCAGCUUGACACUGGUCCUUCCUCAGCAUCACCGCAUCAUCAUCCGCUUCCCCCUCCCUCAACACGGGACCCACAUUUGCCUCCAUAAAGCGUAAAACAUCGGGAUAAUGGACGACGUCCCUCCGAUCAUCAACAUCUCCAUCUCCCUGCGGAUCCAGCCCAACGAGGGGCCCGUGUUCUUCAAGGUGGACGGGACCCGGUUCGGCCAGAGCAGGACCAUCAAACUGCUCACAGGCUCCAAAUACAAGAUCGAGGUGGUGGUGAAGCCCGGAAAGGUGGAGGCCACCACCAUGAACAUCGGAGGUAUCAUCUUCCCUCUGGAGCAGCAGUCCAAGGACGAGGAGUCGGUGGUUUAUCACGCUCUGUAUGACACCGAGGGCGUCCCGCACACCAAGAGUGGAGACCGGCAGCCAGUCCAGGUCAGCAUAGAGUUUAACAAGGCGGGGACCUUUGAGACGGUGUGGCAGGCAAAAUACUACAACUACUACAAGAGGGAGCAUUGCCAGUUCGGCAACAAAUUCAGCAGCAUCGAGUACGAAUGCAAACCCAACGAGACGCGGACCCUCAUGUGGAUCAACAAGGAGGCGUUCAACUGAGUCAGCUCAUCCUUUCACUAGUCCACACACACACCGAAUACCAAGCAGAGGACAUCAGUUACCAGGACUACCUUUGAACAUCAGCAUCAAAAUAAAAGGACAGCCUUAUCCUAAAGGCGUACGUCAAGUCAGCGAGGUCUGGUAUUUGUGUUGUUUUAUUAAAGAAGGGGAGAGAAAACGGCUGUUUGCUAUGCUGGUCUUUAAGGGGUUUUUGUUUUAAAGCUGCACUCGAUAACGUUGCUUUUUUGGCAGCUUCAAAGGCCAGCAAGAGGGAAAACUAAAUAAAAAGGCAUAAGUUUAAACAAGGAUGCAAGUAGACUGCACACAGCAUGCACGUAUUCAAGAACUCAGUUGGUUUUAUAUGUUUUAUAUCAAAGGAAACCAACAGGACAGGAGAGAGAAAAGAUCUAAGACCACGUAUCUGAAUUUUACUCUUGAGAUUUAAUAUGUUGCUUCCUGUGUGUGUGGAUUUCUUUGCAGUGAUCCAACAUCUCGAUGUCAGUCACAGUUUAUGAUUUUGCUGGUACGAGCACCAAGUGGAGUGUAGCUUUAAAGCAGGAGUUUAAAGGGUUAAAGGAACAAUCAGACAUUUUGAGAAAUCAGCUUGUCAGAUCAGAAGAUUGAUAUAAAUUUUAAGUCUGUGUAACCAUUACAGAGAUAGAUCCAGUAUGUGUUUAGCUUAGUUUAGAGCAAAGACUGGACGCAGGGGAAAACUUAGCCCUUUUUCUGACCAGAACACUCAGGAUGUUGUGUUGGCUCUGGCCUGCUUUAGCUAACGCAGCAGACUUGAAAUACGACCAGUAAAGAUGCAAAGCGGACAUUUUCAAUUUUCCCCUUAGGGUAGCUUAGCUGUGUACCCAAAACACAGAGUUACAUAUGUUAUAUACGUUAUAUAAUGUUAGAAAUGGGGCUAGGUGAAAUGGGGCUAACUGAUAUCAAAAAUAUACCCAGUAGUUGUUGGACCACAAAUAGCUCCAAUGCUAACAACAGCUAAAACUGCAAUUUUUACAUCUCUAUUUCUACACCUGCUCAAUAAAUAAGACACAACAUGUAAAUCAGGCUGCUUUGGGGAUGUUGGAAGGUAGAUUUGUGCACUUUUGACUGAGCUAGGCUAUCAAUUUCCCUCUACUUCCAGUCUUUGUGCUAAGCUAGGCUAACCACAGCCCUUUUCUCUGUACUGGACACAGAGAAAACACACAGAAAUCAUCUCAUGUUACUCUGUGGAUUACAAAAAAACAAGCUUCAACUGUUCCUUUAAGGUGCAGUCAUAAGAAGCCGUCAGGUUUUGAGCAAUACCCCUCGAUAACUAAAGUUCAUCACAGCAUAUGGCGGGAGGGACUGAGCGCACCAGCUAGCAUGGUGUUAGCUGAAGACCAGGAUGGAAGACACCUGAGGACAGAGGAAGCAUUUUACCUUAUUUAUUAAAUGUGUGAGUGUAUUUGUGAGAGAGAAGAAUCAGUGUAUGAAAGUGUGUUCAUCAUUGUUCAAGUUCUGGCUAUUUUAUGUGUUAUGUGUUGUGCUAUUAAAUGGAAAAAUCCACCUUAAAUAAUCAAUGCUGUUUGAGAAAAUCAGCUAGCAGUCUGGUCUAUGCUUAUUCUUCGGAGGAUAUGUUUUAGCAGUGGUGGAAGAAGUACUCAGAUUCUUUACUUAAGUAAAAGUAU